GCAGCUUUCCUUUGUUAACGUUCCAUGUGGUGUGACAGACGCCUCCGGGCCCUCUUCUCUUUUCUAUCCGGGACGGAUGGAUGGGAAGUGGGAGAUGUGGGAAGGAGGCGCUUCUCCUUAAUUUCCUGUCUUAAAUCACGUGGCUUUGGCCGGUUUCCAUGGCGAAGGCAAGGAGGUGGGGUUGAUGGGCGCUCUGGAGCAAGAACGCCUGGAAGACUUCAGUGUUUUCACUCUGUCCAUAGAGUGGAACAAAGGAAAUACCACAGCUGGAUCCUGACUCCUCUCUCUCUCUCUCUCUCUCUUCCCCUUUCUGCUUUGCUCUUCCCCGGAGGACGUGGAUAUGGAGUCCUUCCCGGUGGAAUUCCACGAUGUCCCUCUCUGUACGACCCCAGCGGCGCAGUCUGGUGGUCAGGAUCAAUAGGAGCCAGUCAUUUGCAGGAGUCAACUCCUCCCAGGACAAACCUUUCAGGAAUUUCCCUGCGUUCAGUACACCCACUGUCUCCAGGAAGUCUGGCUCCAGGGUCAGUAGGAUGUUUUCAAUGUCUCAUAAAUCCCCUCCACCCAAGGUGCCCCAGCCAGAGAGACUCGAUGAAGUGUACGAAGCACUGAAGAAAGGCCUGAGCGCUUACCUGGAGGUGCACCAGCAGGAACUGGAGAAGCUGAGCACCCAGAUCCGUGAAUCCAAGAGGAAUUCUCGCUUGGGCUUCCUCUAUGACCUUGACAAGCAAGUCAAGUCCAUUGAGCGUUUCUUGCGCCGUUUGGAGUUUCACGCUAGCAAGAUUGAUGAGCUCUACGAGGCGUAUUGCAUCCAGCGACGGCUCCGAGAUGGAGCUCACAACAUGGUCAAGGCCUACACAGCCGGUUCCCCUGGCAGCAAGGAGGCCCGGGAGAGCUUGGCUGAAGCUGGCAAGGGCUACAAGGAGUACACGGAAAAUAUGUGUCUGUUGGAGAGUGAAUUGGAGAGCCAGUUGGGAGAGUUCCAUAUCAAGAUGAAAGGAUUGGCUGGCUUUGCUAGGCUUUGUGCAGGCGACCAAUAUGAGAUCUUCAUGAGGUAUGGGCGCCAGCGAUGGAAACUACGGGGUCGCAUCGAAGCCAACAGCAAGCAAGUCUGGGAUAGUGAGGAGAUGAUCUUCUUGCCCCUUAUUACAGAAUUUCUGUCUAUCAAGGUGACGGAACUCAAGAGCUUGGCCAGCCAUGUAGUGGUGGGGAAUGUCUCUUGCGAGACCAAGGAUCUCUUUGCUGCCCUGCCCCAAGUGGUGGCAGUUGACAUCAAUGACCUAGGCACAAUCAAGCUAAGCCUGGAGGUCAAUUGGAAUCCGUUUGAUAAAGAGGACCAACCAUCUUCUGCCAGUACUGUGAACAAGACAUCAACAGUCAACAAGCGGUUCUCCACAUACAACCAGAGCCCUCCUGAUACCCCUUCCAUGAGAGAACAAGCCUUUUAUAACAUGCUGCGGCAGCAGGAGGAACUGGAGAACGGAGCAGCCUGGUCCAUCUCUUCGGAGUCGUCUGAUGACUCGUCCAGCCCCCAGCUGUCCGGAAGCGCCCGACAUUCGUUGCCCAGGCCUAUUGUGCAACCUGCAGUGCAGGCCACUGCGCCCGCCAUUGAAAUCGCUUUCACCCACCCCGAGGAGAAGGAGCCGGCAAUCCGAGAGGAGGCCUCCAUGGCCAACGGACACGUGCCCUAUGCCCGGACUCUUAGCCAGAUCAGUGAAGCAAGUGUAGACAUGCCCAUAGCAGAAGAGAGGGAGUGUCCUGUCCCCAAGGAGCCUGGCCCUUGGGUUGUCCCUCCCUUGGAAACGAACUCCUCGCCCCCAAGUGUGGGCUCGCAACUGGACACUCAGGUCUGUGAGGACGAAAAGCAAGAGGAUGAACCUGAUGCGGCUACCCCUGUUGGAGAGGAGAGUGGGGACCCUCCUGGUCCAGCCCCAGAGGUUCAACAGCCCAGGUCCUCCUUGGCCCUCCCAUCAGCCUUGGGACAGCUACAGCCAUCAGGGAUCUCAGAAGCACCAAGGCCCAAACCUGUGGACUCUGGCCUGGAGGAGGCCAUCAAUACACUGGCUUCUGCUCUGGAUGACUAUCGGGGCCAAUUCCCUGAGUUGCAGGUCCUGGAGCAGGAACUCAAGCAUCUUGAGGAGAUUCUCUUGCAAAAACAAGGGCUGUGCCUGAGCCGAGCCUCCAGUACCAGCUUGACGGUGGAACAUGCGCUCGAGAGUUUCAGCUUCCUUAAUGCUUCUGAAUCGGAAGACUCGGAAGGAGACGAUGACAAGGUGGCAAGCAAUGGCCAAGCUCCACCUGUGGGCAAAGUGCCAGGGACUGCUGACACGGCGGCUGAAGACUCUGCUGGGUGCCUGAGCUCGGAGGGCAGUUUGGAGCCCAUGACCACUGGCAACGAAUUCCUUGACAAGGCCCUGGUCCUGCACCUGAACCACUGCAACCGUUUGCUUCUAAAGCUGGGCAACUUUGGGCCUCUCCGCUGCCAGGAAAUGUACGCCCUUGACAGGCUGGGGAGAGACGUGCAGGUCCUAGAGAUGGCCAGUCGUCUGAUCGUGGACCGAGCCGGGAUGGCCGGCUCUGCUGAGGAAGUCGUACAGUUCUCAAAGCGGAAAGAAGGAGUUUUCUCUUUCUGGGACAGAGGUGUGGCCGUCCCUAACGUGUAUACCUGCUCCGUAGAAAUGUUCAUGCAGAACUUUAAGGCCGAGUAUGCAGCACGCAUCAAUGACCGUCAGCUAGGUUUGGCCGAUUCAGUGUGUGUAAAGCUGGUGGAAGAACUUAUGGGCCACAGGCUGCCCAGGCGUCAGGGGAGUUGUCAGGCCGAGCAAGUCACCCUCUUUCAAUAUUGGAGCCACUUUGAGGUCCUGCCUGCGGUUACACUGGACUCCUACAUCAUGGAGCUGGCUGAAGAAGUCCUGCUAGCACAGAACCUGAAUUCUGACGACCAAGACGUGGUCUUGAAGGCACUGAAGCGAGUUCCCGAGAGCCGGCUACGCAAGGAUGGACUGAAAGCUUUGAGUUUGCUUCUUGUGGAAGGAAACCCCAAAGUUAUUGGGGCUGUAACGGCACAAUUGCGCAACCUCUCAGAGAAUCCCAGUUUUCGGGAGCGGGCCCUUAUCUGCUUCCUGGAGCAGCUGGAAGAUGAAGAGACACAGACACGGGUGGCUGCCUGUGCAGCUCUGGGCUGCCUUAAGGCCAAGGAGAGCAUUGAACAGCUGGUAUAUCUGUGCCAAACUGACAAGGAAGCCGUGCGGGACGCCGCCAAACAGAGCCUUCUUAUGUGCGGGGACGAUGGCAAAUCAGCUCACCGAAGGCUAGAAGAAUCCCUGGACAAUUUGCCCCGGAUCUUUGCCCCAGGCAGCAUGGCCAGUACUGCAUUUUGAAGGAUGGCGGCCUCGAUCUCACCUGCUGAUCCUUUAUUGGGCACACGGACCUUGUAUGCCGACAGAACUUCAGCGGAGUCCUUCGAACCGAAGUCAACCCGGCCUCUGGCAGAGUGGGCAUCUCCAUCACCCGUGGGGCCAUGCCCACAGCAGUAUUAGGACCGCUGGCCUGCUGCCUUAGGUGGAGAAUGCCUUAGCUCGUUGGCUCCAGCAGCAGCAGCAGCAGCACGGAGGCGAUCCCUUCUGCGGUUUUCUUCCUCCUACAGAAUCUGGUGUUGAACUGGGCAUGUUAUUGUUAGCCAGGACCAAAAUAGAUCCCUCUCGACUUGGAUCUGCUGGAAAACAAACCAGCCACGGUAGGGCGGGGGGGGGGGGAAAUCAUCGGUUUGAGAUACACUCGGGAAGAUACACGUUCAAAGUCCAGCUUUAAUGUUUAACCUGUUCUAUUCUCCACUAUUCUCUCCACCCUGCGGGGGCUGUGAAUCUAGCAGGAAAUUGGGCCCAGCUAGAUUCUCUGUUAGGGCUUUGGAUAAAUUUGUAGGUUUCUCCUCUGGGAUUGCAAGGUGGAGAGAGGG
This is a messenger RNA of Notechis scutatus (mainland tiger snake), 3952 nucleotides long. The record is from RefSeq and is a predicted model, not a curated record. NCBI's taxonomy places the organism in Eukaryota, Metazoa, Chordata, Lepidosauria, Squamata, Elapidae.